Messenger RNA from Candidula unifasciata, 1044 nucleotides. The record is from the annotation of a GenBank genome assembly. NCBI's taxonomy places the organism in Eukaryota, Metazoa, Mollusca, Gastropoda, Stylommatophora, Geomitridae.
AUGAAUGUCAUUUUCAUGCUAGCAUCCUUGUUCUGUGUUUUGUUUAUUACUACACACUUUGCCAACAAGUAUGUCCUAUCCGAGCUGAGGUUUACAUAUCCUACAAUAUUCCAAGGAUGGCAGACCUUGGUUGGUGUUGUCAUGUUCAAGGCAUUAAUAUCUACAGGCCACGUAGAGAAUCUGCUGCAGGGGAAGGAAUGGCAUGACUGUGCCUUGUGGCUUCCUGGCAUGAUGAGUUUUCUUAUAUCUAUAUACUCCGGCUCAAGAGCAUUAGCCAAUCUGCCAAUUCCAGUGUUCUUUGUGAUGCAAAACCUGACACUUGUCUUCAGAGCAACAUACAACCUGGUGUUUCAUAGACAGAUACUGUCAGUAUAUUCCUACCUCAUGCUGAUGCUCUCAGUGUCAUCCGCUGUGGCUGUGGCUAAAACAGAUCCACAGUAUGAUCCAGACGGAUAUUUCUGGAUGUGUGUACAUGUAGUCAGUUUAGGGUUUUUUGACAUCUAUACAAGUGUGAUGAAAGGGAGGUUGAAACUAAGGGCCACAGAGAGACUGUUCUGCUGCUAUUUUUACAGUUUUCUUGUCCUGGCUCCCUGUAGCUACUUUCUGGGAGAUGCCCUAGAGGCUGCCAGGUUUCCGUAUCUGUAUUUUACCAAAUUUUACUUGGGCUGUAUACUGAGUGGAGUUCUGGGUAUGCUGCUAAACGUGUGUGCUAUACGUAUUGAUGAGCUCAGGUCUGUACAGUCUCUGAUGAAUGUGAACACUAUUCAGUCUGUGGCCAAGAUAUUGUGUUCCUGUGCUUCUCUGAGCUUCUAUGACAUGAAGAUGACACACUCCUUUAUUUGUUUUAUUGCCAUUAACCUUGUGUGUUGUGUUGGCUUUUAUGAGAGCACAAGUCACAGGAGAACACAACUGCUGCCUAUAAACUAUUCCAGACGGAAUGACGAUCAGAGUUCUCUAGAGAGCAGCAUUUUGUCAGUUGAUGGAUCUCAGAAGUUGAAGCGACAUGAGCUGCAGCAAGAUAUGAUCCACGCCGACUUAAUCUGA